This is a messenger RNA of Thalassophryne amazonica, 1928 nucleotides long. RefSeq names its product calcipressin-1-like. Gene Ontology annotation, molecular function: calcium-dependent protein serine/threonine phosphatase regulator activity; nucleic acid binding. Gene Ontology annotation, cellular component: cytoplasm; nucleus. The transcript has 5 exons. Gene Ontology annotation, biological process: calcium-mediated signaling. The coding region runs from base 624 to 1229 and encodes 201 amino acids. Lineage: Eukaryota; Metazoa; Chordata; Actinopteri; Batrachoidiformes; Batrachoididae. The record is from RefSeq and is a predicted model, not a curated record.
GCCUGGACUGAAUCAACAAAUGAAUAAAACCAGGCAGAGGAGAGGGAGGGGAAUUGUGGGCAAUGCGUCAUCGAUUGUCAAGGGCUCAUUUAAGCAGCUGUAGAGCAGGAGGAAAGCGAGCGAUGCAGGCGGGGUGACUGACAUUUUCUUCUCUCCACACCAAAUUCUCUGGAAAAUUCCUUCAGUGUUCAGGGUGCUACAGAGCUGGUGGACAGACAUGGAUAGAGUCUAAACUAACCCGACUGCAUAAGCAUGGAUAUUGGCUUCAGUGUACACUGACAGAAGUGAUUUGAAUGUUGUGCGGUGCAUCUUUGAUAUUGUGAACUGGUCUUUGUUGUGAAGACAGACUUGGAUUCUGGCCUUUGAUUGCUACAAAAGAAGACACAUUUAAAAAAAAAAAAAAAAGACAAAGACCCAGUGGUCAUAAAACUGAUCUUUUCCUCUUUGGGAGCAUCUGUUCCUGGUCAUCUUUCACCCUGGGGAAGGCAACAGCCUUCGGACCCCCCCACAUCCCCUCUUCCUCCUCCUCAACAUCAUCGUUAUUGUCACAUUUGACGUCAGCUUCCGCUUCGCAUUGCUCCUCGACCAAGUGGAAAAGGUUUCACAUCCCUGGAUUGCCCAUCAUGCACAUGAAGACCUCAAAGUAUGAUCCCUUUUGCCUUGUUGCCUCUGUGACCAACCAGGAAGUGUUUAACAUUCCUGAAAGACAGGCAGGCUUUGAGGCCUUAUUUCAUUCAUUCGACCCAAAGGUCCAGUUCCAGUACUUCAAGUCUUUCCGCAGGGUCCGGAUCAACUUCAGUGACGCUCUGGCUGCGGCUGAGGCAAGACUCAGGCUGCACAAAACUAACUUCAAUGGCAAAGAGAUGAGGCUUUACUUUGCCCAGAUGGUCCACAUUGGAAGUCCUCGGCUGGAACCUCCAAAGCCAGAGAAACAGUUCUUGAUAUCCCCCCCUGCUUCACCUCCAGUCGGGUGGGAGCAGAGUCAGGACGCCACACCAGUUAUCAAUUAUGACCUGCUGUGUGCUGUCUCUAAACUAGGACCAGGUGAGAAAUAUGAGCUCCACACAGCCACACCCACGACCCCCAGCGUGGUCGUACAUGUGUGUGAAGACGAACAUGGCAAGAACUCAGCCGCUGAAGUCAGUGAUCAAGAUGACAGGCCCCACCCACAGCGUCUGAAGAUCAUCCAAACACGACGUCCUGACUACACCCCCAGUGUUGAGCAAUGAGAAAUAUUUCCCCCUGCAGUGAUUGUUCAAGAAUCCAACCUGCUCCGAGCAUGUUUUAGGGCAUUAAAAAUGCACCCAGUGGUGCCUGGUUGUCCUGUAGACGAGCAUUUCAUACGACUGUGAUAGCAAACAUUGUUUUCAAUGCUGCAUUCGGGUACUGUGGGAAAGACAGAAGAUAAGAAUAAUUACCAUUAACUCUUAGUUGAUGCAAAGUGCUUGGUGAUGGACCUUAGGUUCUCCGACAUCCUGAGUUCUGCCAUCAUGGAAGUACUCCUUUUUUUUUUCUUUUUUUUUUAUCACAAUGAUGGAACAUUUGGCUGUUUGCCACUUUGCUGUGAAUGAACAUCCACAUGCACAAACAUUCAACCGUUUGGAAACACCAGUCUUGACUGCAAGAAAAGUGGGGGUUUUUUUGGUGGUGUAUUUUUUUCCCCACCUUGAAGUAAUCAGUAAUCGGCUCAUGGUUUAUCCUUUUUUGGGGGGGUGGCGUUUCAGUUAUUUUUUUAGUUGUCUGUUCAUGUGGAUAUUUAAAGUGUUGAAGUCAUUGAUAUGUAAAUUUAUUCAUAAACGUGUUUAGUCAUGUAGUUUUGUUGUAAUGACAAGAACUGACAAACGCAUUUCAAUCUGGACUUCAGUCCCUGUUUCCAAACUUUUGAACAGUAUAUGUCAUCAAGAAUGUGUGCAAAAUGAAGUUGAAGG